Xenopus tropicalis (tropical clawed frog) is the source of this 2160-nucleotide messenger RNA. It is a transcript of the gene sars2, whose product is annotated as seryl-tRNA synthetase 2, mitochondrial. Gene Ontology annotation, molecular function: ATP binding; nucleotide binding; aminoacyl-tRNA ligase activity. The record is from RefSeq and is a predicted model, not a curated record. The transcript is spliced from 16 exons. NCBI's taxonomy places the organism in Eukaryota, Metazoa, Chordata, Amphibia, Anura, Pipidae. Gene Ontology annotation, biological process: seryl-tRNA aminoacylation; tRNA aminoacylation for protein translation. Bases 96 to 1613 code for a protein of 505 amino acids.
CCCUUUCUGUCAUAUCACAGACGCUGUCAGAUUCCUACACGCAGAUAUUCCAAAGCGCUUCUCUGAUUGGCCACUCGUUGAUUCCCUGCACUAAGAUGGCGAUGCGCUUGGUCUUGCGACUCCUUGCCCGGCAAAGAUCGUGGGGACAUGCAGGGAAACGGGCAUUUUGUACAAGCGGGACUGUAGACCGGAGCCGGUUGUACGAUCACGUUCGGGAUGGCUACAGUGCGAAGCCCCAGCUUGAUAUGGAAACACUUACUCGUGACCUGGAGGCUGCCGAGCGGGAGUAUUUAGAGCGGAAGUCGGGGUCACGGCAUGGGGAGCUGAAAGAAGUGAUUGCAAUCUGGAACCGUCUAGAAAAAGUGAAACAAGAAAUUAAGACACUGGAGGAGGAGAAAUCUGCAAUAGCCAAAGAAGUAAAGCAUAUGGUGAUUUCAGAAGAGAAGCAGAACUUGCAGACGAAUCCAAGAUAUGCUCUAAUCAGAAAACGAGGAAAGGAUAUCCGUUUGGAACUUAGCACUCUAUAUAAGGAAGAGUCAAACCUUGAAGGAUCUUUUUAUCCUCGAGCCCUAAGACUGCCGAAUAGAACCCACCCAAACACUCCAGUUGGAGAUGAGAGCAAAGCUCGGGUACUGGAAGUUGUUGGAGUAAAACCUGAGUUUGAUUUCAAAAUUUGUGGCCAUCUAGAGAUUGGAGAAGAUUUAGAUAUUAUAAGACAGAGGCGCCUCUCACAUGUGUCAGGCCAUCGCUCGUACUAUCUGCGUGGAGCUGGAUCUUUAUUGCAGCAUGCACUUGUGAACUUUACUAUCAGUAAACUUGUGAAGAAGGGAUUUAUUCCAAUGUCUGUGCCAGAUAUGCUAAGAGGAGCUGUAUUUGAAGGUUGUGGUAUGCAAGCAGAUGCUCAUGCCUCACAGGUUUAUAGCGUGGAUCCAUUACAACACCCUGACCUGAACUUGGCAGGGACUUCUGAGGUUGGAAUUGCAGGCUUUUUCAUGGAUCAUGCAGUAAUGUUGCAAGAUCUCCCAGUUCGGACAGUUUGUUGCAGCACUUGCUACAGGGCAGAAACUGACACAGGACGUGAGACAUGGGGACUUUACAGAGUCCAUCAUUUUACAAAGGUGGAGAUGUUUGGGGUUACAGCAAAUGAAAGUGGAAUAGAAAGCCAAGAAAUGCUGGAUGAAUUUCUUGGUCUGCAAAAAGAGAUCUUCUCUGAGCUUGGCCUGCAUUUCAAAGUUCUAGAAAUGCCCACACAGGAACUUGGUCUACCAGCCUACAGGAAAUAUGACAUAGAGGCUUGGAUGCCUGGACGUGGAAAAUAUGGAGAGAUUUCUAGCACUUCCAACUGCACUGAUUAUCAGAGCCGAAGACUCAACAUUAUGUACCAGAGGCAGGAUGGGGAGCUGCGCCACGCACACACUGUCAAUGGUACUGCCUGUGCUGUCCCACGACUCCUCAUUGCAAUUCUUGAGUCCAAUCAGAGAAAGGAUGGAGCAGUACUUAUCCCUGAAGUCCUGCAGCCUUAUAUGGGGACAGAUGUAAUUGAAAAACCCAGAUAUAUUCCUGCCAGAUACAUUGGUCCAAACCAGAGAAAGCAAGAUAAUGUUUUGAAAUAGGCACCUAACUUGCACUAGAAAGAAGAAGAUAACAAGAAUAAAGAGGCCUUCUGUGCUGCUAUAUAUAUAUAUAUAUAUAUAUAUAUAUAUAUAUAUAUAUAUAUAUAUAUCCUGCUAUUCAUUGGAAAAUUUGUAUAUAACAUUCUGUAUAUAAACAUUUCUAAUAAUCAAAUGCUUUCGCAACCUCUUUUUUUUAAAUUGUUUUUAUUGAGUUUUUGAUUUGCAUUUAACAAAACAGAUCUGUAUGUUACAGUUGACCAUAGUAAUGACAACUUCUUGACCAACCCCUUUUUUUAAUCAACAAUUCAAUUAAGAUAAAAUAUACAUAUAUAUUUGCUCAUCAUUGCAAAGCUCUGUGAGGCUCUGUGAGUUCUGUUUGGAAACCAUUCUGCCUGCACUUGCUAGCAGGGUCCCCUAUCCAAUAUGUCUAGCUCCCUAUGUAUCCCAAGGUAUCUUUUGCACAGUUAGAGCCCUAGGCAUGUUUCCAUACUUGUGCAGGUGGCAGGUACUAACCCCUGCAGCAAGUUCUUAGGAAACAAAAAAAAAA